Tachyglossus aculeatus (Australian echidna) is the source of this 1663-nucleotide messenger RNA. It is a transcript of the gene HSBP1, whose product is annotated as heat shock factor binding protein 1. NCBI's taxonomy places the organism in Eukaryota, Metazoa, Chordata, Mammalia, Monotremata, Tachyglossidae. The record is from RefSeq and is a predicted model, not a curated record. The coding region runs from base 71 to 301 and encodes 76 amino acids. Gene Ontology annotation, biological process: cellular heat acclimation. The transcript is spliced from 4 exons. Gene Ontology annotation, cellular component: cytosol; nucleus. Gene Ontology annotation, molecular function: transcription corepressor activity.
GGAGAGCGGCCGAGCGGAAGCGCCUUAGCGACGGCUCGGGACGCACAGACGCGGAGCCGAGCGAGGGACCAUGGCCGAGACCGACCCCAAGACGGUGCAGGACCUCACCGCCGUGGUGCAGACGCUCCUUCAGCAGAUGCAGGACAAAUUCCAGACCAUGUCCGACCAGAUCAUUGGAAGAAUUGAUGACAUGAGCUGUCGCAUUGAUGAUUUGGAAAAAAAUAUUGCCGACCUUAUGACACAAGCAGGCGUGGAAGAAUUGGAGGGUGAAAAUAAGAUGCCCGCUACACACAAGAGCUAAAGGUCACUAAAAAUUUGCAGCGAAUUCUGGAAUGUUUUUUACAAGCCAGAAGUAACAGAACAGCUCUUCGCUAUUAAUUACUGUGUGCAAGGUGUUUUUAUAUUGUUAUAGAGCUUGCAUUCCUAGCAUAUACUGUAUAGGUAAAUUUCAAACUGGUUGAUUAUUUUCCUUUCUUGUAUGUGGUAUUUUCACUUACAGUGGGCAAAAUAAGUUAGUUAUGUCAUUAAACUAACGCUAAAACUAUUAAAUUUUCGAGUGUAUUCUUUUGUGAAGCCAUUCUUUUUUUCUGUCCUCAAUCUUUUGUAAUGCUUUCAGCUUGAUAGCUAAACUUGCUGUUGGUAUUUUCCUUAGAAAUGUGUUAACUUUUCAAUGGUAGAUUUUCUUGGUGAAGUCAAACACUAAACUAAACUAGAGUUUAGAGGUCUUUUAAUUCUCCAUGUCAGAUGCUUGUGCUAUUUCAAAACAGUAUGAUUGAAAUAUUUUUAAAGCAGAUGAGAAACAGUGAAGAAUUUUUAUGACUCCUUUUUUCAAAAAUAUUCAACAUUGCUAGAUGGCCAUGAUCGAAAACUGCACGAAGAAUGUACUGCCUGGAUCUGAAAGGAUACUAAAGUUGACUGACAAAGUAACUUCUGCUAUUUUUUUGAAAGUUUGAAAAAGAAUGGUAUUGAAAAAAUUUCAGAACCUGUGUAACUCUAGAAGUGUCAGGGCCUGUUCUGCAUUCAAACAGUGACCUUGUAUAAUGGUGAAUUCACUUAUUAGAUGGGCAGUAUAAUGCUUCAAUUGGUAAGCUACAUUAUUCACCAAGAAUGCUUAGAGUAAGCUAAACCUUGUGUGGGUUUUAAACUUUACUCCCAUAUUUCUGAGAUUGACUGGGUGUAGCUGUCAGCGUAUGCAGGGGAAGAAAAAAGAAAGCUGGCAUUAUAAAAUCAUAAUUUCAUGGAUAGUAAACAAUUGGUACUUUUAUCAUACUGUCAAGUUUACAAGAAAUAUUGUUUUGUUUACCUUUUUCUUAUACCUGGGCCGAGUUAAUUACUUUUUUCUAAAAAGAAUACUGGGGGGCAAGGAAUAUUAAACAUUCUUCCACAUAGAGCACAUUUGUAGUCUUAUAAGGAGUAGGCGAGAGACUGAUUUCUUGGCCUUCUCUUGAAGGGAACCUAUAUCAUAGGUGUAGUAAUUUGAGCUUAUAUAUACAUAAGAACUUGUAAAGGCAAAAUGAUAUUGGGCAAUCCAGUGUCACCUGCCUAUGUGAAGUCAUGAUAAAUUAAGGGGACACUCUGUGAUGGUAGGAAACAUCCUGUAUCACCAGCCUUGGGUUUCUUGUACUGUUAUAAAUCUGUAAUAAAAUUCUGAAGUGGUAUCUUA